UUCGCGGAAGACACGUUUUGUCGUCUGUUCCGUCUAACCUUGGAUGUCAAUCUGCUAAAUCAGCAUCGUUUCAAAUGAAACUACUUGCUGCAAUUAUGAUCCAAUUCGAGAUAGAAUAGAUGUUCAGAGGACGUUUCUUCGAGUAUUUUUGGAGAGUGUAAAUUGGCCCUCUUUCCCUUCUUGUGCUUCCUACAUUUUUUUUAUAAACUUGUACAGUUGCGUCUCAACAGCCGGUGCGGUAUAAUGCGAGUGCCGACCAGCAUUUUUUUCUUCAACUUGUUUAUAAUCGCCUCUAUUUGCAUGAACAACAUCCAAUGUGAGAGGGAAAAGCCGGACAAGGAGGAACGUAAAGCCCAAAAAUUUCCUCCCUGCGCAGCAUGUAAAAUACUUACUAAUAGUUUCAAAAAGGGUAUAGAAAGAACGAGCCGUGGGAAGUUUGAAGGUGGAGAUAGUGCUUGGGAAGAGGACAAGCUAGGUUCCUAUUCAAAAAGCGAAAUUCGACUGGUCGAGAUACAGGAGAACUUGUGUAAAGAGCUCCAACAUGGUGAGACGCAAUGCCAUACUUUAGCGGAGGAAUUGGAGGGUCAGAUAGAGGAAUGGUGGUUUAAAUAUCAAGACACUUAUCCGGAUAUACAUGAUUAUAUCUGCAUUGAAAAGACGGAACGUUGUUGUCCAAAGGAUCACUAUGGUCCAAAUUGUAUGCCGUGUCCAGGAUAUCCAGAUAAAAUCUGUAGCAACAAUGGCAAGUGCAAAGGAGCCGGUACGAGAAAAGGAAAUGGCGGCUGCUUUUGUGACAAGGGAUACAUUUGGGAUAUCUGUUCGGAAUGUGCUCCAGCAUACUAUGAAUCUUAUAAAGAUGAAACUUUGUUGUGUUCUGCAUGUCAUACAGCCUGUGAGGGAUCUUGUAGAGGUGCUGGACCGAAAGAUUGUGAGAAAUGUGCUAAGGGAUGGUACAUGGUUGAAGACAAAGGCUGCAUUGAUAUAGAUGAAUGUUUAAAGAGCGACGAGACCUGUCCUGGCAAUCAGUUUUGCAUUAAUAAGGAUGGAAGCUAUGCUUGUUUAGCUUGUGAUAAAGCUUGCAAUGGUUGUACUGGUGAUGGCCCAGACAUGUGUAUCAAAUGUGCUGAAGGACACCAUAUAAAAGAUAAUAUGUGUAUAAAUUCAGAUCUCCUUGGUCGCAAAAAACAAGAAAAUCUGGCACGAUAUCUGACAUACUUUGGACUCUGUGUGGCUAUAUGUAUCAUCUUGCAGCGCAAUAUUUAUGUGGCAAGCAUUAUUGGCUUGUUAGUUGCAAUAUAUAUAUCCGUUUCCGAAUAUAUGAUUGCACAUAGCAAUGUUCAGGAUACAAUGGCAAACAUGGAUAUUUUAGGACCAGCUUAAAUAGGAAUGCAAUUUUUAAACGAAUUCUUCAUGAAAUCAUUACUUUAUGUUGCAAUAUAAGAAGUCAUUAUUCAUAUGUAAAAUAGAUCAUAUUUUGGACUUACAAUUAAUAUAUAUUCAUUGAAAUGAA
This is a messenger RNA of Nylanderia fulva, 1510 nucleotides long. RefSeq names its product Cysteine rich with EGF like domains (gene Creld). The record is from RefSeq and is a predicted model, not a curated record. Gene Ontology annotation, molecular function: calcium ion binding. NCBI's taxonomy places the organism in Eukaryota, Metazoa, Arthropoda, Insecta, Hymenoptera, Formicidae.